AUGACGACUGCCCCUACCCGUCGGCCUCCUCCGGCCUAUACAGCUCCCCCAGACUCCGGUGUCCAUGCCACUUCUGAGCUCUAUCGAUCAAUUUCGAGGACGGCGUGCGAUCCCGCAGCCCGCGUACCGAAACAGUCGUUCACCAUCCGCCCAUGCUCAGGGCAGGCCUGGGUUGUGCCCGCGGGCUAUGUCUGCCGCUUGACAACGCCCCAGGGCCCGCAGGUUGGGGAUCUCAACAUCUGGAAUGCGAACAAUCCCAGGGAACGAAUGUGGGCCGCCCGGACCCGACAGAUCCAUGCUUCGCAUGUCUCGGUUGGUGAUCGUCUCUGGUCCAACCUGCCCUACCUACGUCCCCUCGUGACUAUCACUGGUGACUCGCUCGGAGGUGGGCAGCUGCACGACGUGCUGGGUGUCGAUGGCAAGCGCAAUCCUGAGGUGGUUUUUGGUACCACGAAGUUUGGUGGCCGUGUGCAUGACUUGAUGGGAACGCGCUGCGAUCCCUAUGUAAACCUGCUCAUGGGUGGCGAGACCUUCGAUUUCCACUGCCAUUCAAACCUCACCCGCUCCGUCGUGCCCUAUGGGUUGACGGAGCUGGAUGUUCACGAUGUCUUGAACGUCUUCCAGGUCACCGGACUGGAUGAAGAAGGGAAAUACUUCAUGGAGACGUCUCCUGCCAAGGCCGGGGAGUACUUUGAAUUCUUUGCCGAAGUGGAUGUCUUAUGCGCGCUGUCUGCGUGUCCUGGUGGCGAUCUUUCUAACUGGGGAUGGGAUGACAAGGAGGGUGGGAUGGGCGCUACAUGUCGACCCCUUGGCGUCGAGGUGUAUCAAUUGGCGGAUUCGAAGAUUCUGGAUAGAUGGACCGCACCGGAGAGUCCGGCCUACAAGGGAAUGCAUGGUAUGGGAAUGCCUCCCCGCGAGAAGGAUGGCUAUGUUGGGCUCUGA
Penicillium macrosclerotiorum is the source of this 942-nucleotide messenger RNA. Its product is annotated as urea carboxylase-associated family protein. Bases 1 to 942 code for a protein of 313 amino acids. NCBI's taxonomy places the organism in Eukaryota, Fungi, Ascomycota, Eurotiomycetes, Eurotiales, Aspergillaceae. The transcript is spliced from 2 exons. The record is from RefSeq and is a predicted model, not a curated record.